CCGCGAGAACUCAAGUCUCAUGAUCCCAGCUUGUCUUUCUCCUUAAUUCUCGCGAGGUUUCCUGUUUCCUCCUCUUUCGCUCCCUGUAGCCAACAUGGCAGUCGGCAAGAAUAAGAGGCUGACCAAAGGCGGCAAAAAAGGUGCCAAAAAGAAGAUCGUGGAUCCUUUCUCCAAGAAGGACUGGUAUGAUGUUAAGGCACCGGCCAUGUUCAACAUCCGCAACAUUGGCAAAACCUUGGUCACCCGGACUCAGGGAACCAGAAUUGCCUCUGAUGGUCUUAAGGGGCGCGUGUUUGAAGUGAGCCUCGCCGACCUGCAGAACGACGAGGUGGCCUUCCGCAAGUUCAAGCUCAUCACUGAGGAUGUUCAGGGCAAGAACUGUCUCACCAACUUCCACGGCAUGGAUCUGACCCGUGACAAGAUGUGCUCCAUGGUCAAGAAGUGGCAGACCAUGAUUGAAGCCCAUGUGGACGUCAAGACUACCGAUGGAUACCUCCUCCGUCUUUUCUGCGUGGGCUUCACAAAGAAGCGCACCAACCAGAUCAGAAAGACCUCCUAUGCCCAGCACCAGCAGGUCCGUCAGAUCCGCAAGAAGAUGAUGGAGAUCAUGACCCGUGAGGUCCAGACAAACGACCUAAAAGAGGUGGUCAACAAGCUGAUCCCCGACAGUGUUGGCAAGGACAUCGAGAAGGCCUGCCAGUCCAUCUACCCUCUACACGACGUCUACGUCCGCAAAGUCAAGAUGCUGAAGAAGCCCAAGUUUGAAUUGGGCAAACUGAUGGAGCUCCACGGUGAAGGCGGUGCCACCGGUACGGCAAAGGCUUCUGGUGAUGACACCGGAGCCAAGGUGGAGAGGGCUGAUGGCUAUGAGCCCCCCAUCCAGGAGACUGUUUAAAAACAUCCAAACAGAUUUAAUAAAAAAUGUAAAUUACCAACAAA
This is a messenger RNA of Girardinichthys multiradiatus, 939 nucleotides long. It is a transcript of the gene rps3a, whose product is annotated as ribosomal protein S3A. Gene Ontology annotation, cellular component: cytosol; ribosome. The coding region runs from base 95 to 895 and encodes 266 amino acids. Lineage: Eukaryota; Metazoa; Chordata; Actinopteri; Cyprinodontiformes; Goodeidae. Gene Ontology annotation, molecular function: structural constituent of ribosome. Gene Ontology annotation, biological process: translation. The record is from RefSeq and is a predicted model, not a curated record. The transcript has 6 exons.